This is a messenger RNA of Homalodisca vitripennis (glassy-winged sharpshooter), 2940 nucleotides long. RefSeq names its product V-type proton ATPase 116 kDa subunit a1-like. Gene Ontology annotation, biological process: vacuolar acidification; proton transmembrane transport. NCBI's taxonomy places the organism in Eukaryota, Metazoa, Arthropoda, Insecta, Hemiptera, Cicadellidae. The record is from RefSeq and is a predicted model, not a curated record. Bases 67 to 2484 code for a protein of 805 amino acids. The transcript is spliced from 18 exons. Gene Ontology annotation, molecular function: ATPase binding; proton-transporting ATPase activity, rotational mechanism. Gene Ontology annotation, cellular component: vacuolar proton-transporting V-type ATPase complex; plasma membrane; vacuolar proton-transporting V-type ATPase, V0 domain.
UACCAUUUAAGAGGUAGGUUUCUAGUACUAACCAUCUUCCGUGAAUAGAGUCCACAGGCCGCAGCGAUGGGGGACCUAUUCCGCAGCGAAGAGAUGGCUCUGUGUCAGCUGUUUCUGCAGCUAGAGUCUUCAUAUCCAUCUCUUUCUCUUCUUGGGGAGCAGGGAAUUGUACAAUUCAGAGAUCUGAAUGAAGGAGUCAACCAAUUCCAAAGGAAGUUCAUCUCAGAAGUGCGCCGCUGCGAUGAAAUGGAACGAAAGUUGCGCUACAUCGAGGGCGAGAUUGUCAAGGAGAAAGUUAAGAUUCCUGAUCCGACCGUAAACCCACCAGCUCCGAAUCCUAGGCAGAUUAUUGAUUUAGAGGCACAACUGGAGCACAUAGAAACUGAAAUCAUUGAAUCGAGCUCAAACUCGGUCAACCUCAAACUGAACUUCAUGGAACUGACUGAGCUCAAAACCCUGUUGGAGAAGACUCAACCUUUUUUUCAAGAGCAUGAAGAUGGAACAAUCAUCACUGGAGACAUAGGAACAGUAGCUGAGGACCAAGGAGGCACAAGGGGCCAACUAGGAUUUGUUGCUGGAGUGAUACCUCGCAUAAAGAAGGUUGGAUUUGAACGGAUGUUGUGGCGUAUCUCACGAGGAAAUGUCUUUCUACGACAGGUGGAUAUAGAAAAACCAUUGGAAGAUCCACAAACAGGUCUGCCAGUAGAGAAGACAAUAUUUGUUGUGUUCUACCAAGGUGACGAACUGAAAUCUAGAGUGAAGAAAGUAUGCUCAGGUUUCCACGCUUCCUUUUACCCCUGCCCCAGCUCCUACACAGAGCGUAUGGAUAUGAUCAAAGGGGUUAAAGCUAGGAUUGAAGAUCUCACUACAGUCUUGAACCAAACAAGGGAGCAUCGGCAAAGAGUUUUGUCAUCAGUAGCCAAGGAGCUGCACAGUUGGAGCAUCAUGGUACGCAAGAUGAAGGCUGUGUACCAUACUCUCAACAUGUUCAACAUGGAUGUCAGUCGCAAGUGUCUCAUUGGAGAAUGCUGGGUACCUGUUAAAGAGAUCAACAAAGUACAAGCUGCUCUAAUCGAAGGAGGGAAAGUAUCGGGCAGUAGCAUCGCAUCAUUCUUAAACAUACUUCAUACCCAUGAAGAACCGCCUACAUACUUCCGUGCCAACAAGUUCACCUAUGGCUUCCAUGCUCUGAUAGAGGCGUACGGAGUAGCUACCUAUCGUGAAGUUAACCCAGGUCUGUACACCAUCAUUACUUUCCCAUUUCUGUUUGCCGUCAUGUUUGGGGAUGCUGGCCACGGUCUCAUCCUGGCACUUUUUGGUGGCUUCAUGCUCUUGAAAGAGAAGAAAUUCAUGAGUGCAAAAUCCAGCAAUGAAAUUUGGAAUAUGAUGUUUGGCGGAAGGUAUAUUAUUUUCUUGAUGGGACUGUUUUCCAUAUAUACAGGGUUGAUAUACAACGAUAUUUUCUCAAAGAUGGGAAACAUUUUUGGAACUCAUUGGCAAUUCACUUACAAUGCUAGCACCCUUUUAAACAACUCGAAUCUCCAGCUGGACCCUGUCACCAUGUACACUCAGGAUCCUUACUGGUUUGGCAUGGACCCUGUGUGGCAGUCAGCAUCAAAUAAAAUCAUCUUCCAGAACUCAUUCAAAAUGAAGCUCUCUAUCAUCAUUGGUGUGAUUCACAUGGUUUUUGGUGUAUGCAUGAGUGUUGUCAACCACGGAUACUUCGGCAAUGGAAUAUAUGUGCUUCUAGAGUUUUUGCCUCAGGUCCUGUUUCUAAUUCUACUGUUUGCAUACAUGUGUGUUCUUAUGUUCAUGAAGUGGAUUCUCUAUGGCCCACCAGACCAUGAAUCAAUCUACUGUGCUCCUUCCGUUCUGAUCACUUUCAUCAACAUGAUGUUAUUCAAAGACAGCAAGAGUGGGCAAGAUCCUAAAUUCAAAGACUGUGAUCCUUACAUGUAUCCUUAUCAGAACUCCAUUCAAAUGGGGCUGGUCCUUUUGGCUGUACUAUGUAUUCCUGUCAUGUUACUAGGAAAACCUAUCUAUCUCCUCUGCUGUGGAGGGUUGAAGAAACACCACAAGGAAGGACAAGAAGAAGAGCCAGCCGGUGAGAUCUGGAUCCAUCAGGCCAUCCACACAGUGGAGUAUAUCCUCAGUACGAUCUCACACACUGCUUCAUACCUGCGUCUCUGGGCUCUGUCACUCGCUCAUGCUCAGCUAUCAGAAGUGUUGUGGCAAAUGGUGUUCAAUAUGGGGCUAGUGAUGGGUAUCGAGUACUAUGGAGGGAUCAUCAUAUACAUCUUCUUUGCCUUCUGGGCCUUUGGUACUAUAGCCAUUCUCAUCCUCAUGGAGGGUCUUUCUGCCUUUCUACACACCCUGCGGUUACACUGGGUGGAAUUCUGUAGCAAGUUCUAUUCAGGGAAUGGCUACCUAUUCAUCCCCUUUUCAUUCAAACGAAUCAUCAGCCAGGAGGAUGAAGAAGAAUGAAGAUAUUUUAGUAUGAUAUUUAUUUUGUAGUUAGAUUUAGUAGACAUGUAUGAAUGAUAGGGGUUUAUCAACAAUUUCAUUUCCGGGGAUACUAAAAACAGUUGUGUUUAGGCUAUAAAUGUAGUCUAAUUGUUUUACUGUAACUUAUCAGUAACUAAUUCUUCACUCACAAUGGACUAGGCAAAUACAAGAUUAUGUUCACCAAUCUAUGUAAUUAUCUAUGUAUGUCCUUACCAAAAUAUUAGUAAACAAAAAAACUGUAGAUACAGCUCAAAAUCUCAUGUUUACAUAACCUGGCUCUGAAUUGUUAUUGUUCAAUCUAGUUAUAUUACAACUGCAUUAGGGGUCCAUUCUCUUUAUUUUGUUGGUAUGUUCCUAAACUGUUUAAUUUUUACAUUGAAAUAAAAUGUUGACUGUAAAUUUUACUUUUUAAUAAAUAAACUUAAUGAACAUAAA